Molecule: messenger RNA, 483 nt
Organism: Stylonychia lemnae
Lineage: Eukaryota; Ciliophora; Spirotrichea; Sporadotrichida; Oxytrichidae
Source: the annotation of a GenBank genome assembly
AUGAAGAUUUCUAUCAACUUCAAGCCUUAUUAUCAUUUCAAGACUGAAAGUUUUGAUGUGAAUGGCAAAAACUAGAUUGUUUAGUUCUAGCUUAACCAGGAAUACGAAGAUUAGGGAAGUUUAUCAACUUAAUUUAACUCUCAUCACAAUUAUUCACCAUACGACAAAUUAAAACAUAGAAGUUCAGCAUCUUCAGCCAAUUUUCAGCAUACUAAUUCAUCUGAUACUAAGCAGAAAGUAGAAUUAUGCUUCAACAAAAAUAAAUUCUAACCCAUUGAUCUAACAAAUGCUGUCAGAAUUUAAGAUUAUUAAAGAGGACAAGAUUCUAGACAAACAACUUAAAUUCAAGUCAAAGAUCCUAAACUAUAAAAUAAAUCUCUUUCCAGACCAUGUAUUCCCAUUUUCUAAAUUAACAAUGGUUUAGAUAUGUGUUUGGUUUUAUUCAAAUAAUUGGGAGAAAACUCUGAGCAAUCUACCAAAUGA